Molecule: messenger RNA, 1978 nt
Organism: Bombyx mandarina (wild silkworm)
Lineage: Eukaryota; Metazoa; Arthropoda; Insecta; Lepidoptera; Bombycidae
Product: 5'-3' exonuclease PLD3
Molecular function (GO): catalytic activity
Source: RefSeq, a predicted model, not a curated record
CGCACGCGACCCUCUCGUACAACUUACGAAAGUUACGGACGCGAUUCAUAAAAUAAAAUGCCUUCCUGGUGGGACUACCUGCAGUUCAAUAGGCAGUACAACAACAAGAGAAACUUAGAGGAAGGCUUAUUUCAGAUCGCUUCGCAGACUUGCAAUAUUUUAGUGAAAGUCAACAAUACGAACAAUAUUAAUUUGACCAGGAAUUCUAGUAGAAGUGACGAAUAUGGGUGUGCUGGUCCACCUAAAGGGAAGAGUUCGAUGCAGAUCUGCGUUCCUAAGUUCAGAAAAAAUUCAAUAACUUCCGGCUGCAAUCCUGGACUAUCGACCGUCUUAGAGUCAGGGAGUGUGGGGAACGCAUCAUCCUCUGAUGAAGAGCUGGAACAGUGGGAACAAAUAUUCAUGAUGAGAGAUGAAAAUGGAAACAGCUAUAAUGACAAGAGGAGAAAACGGAGUAUAUGGUGCAGACCAUCCUGCAUACCCGUCUCAAUAGUUAUUAUUUUAAUAGUUUUGGUUGUCCUCGUUCCCUUGUUGGACCAACAGAACGCCAUGCAUUUGAACACCGCAAAUGCACCGGUUAGUUUGCAUUGCUCAGAUGAGUGUAGGUUAUCGUUAGUCGAAAGCAUACCGGAGGGUCACAUGUACCCGCCUAACUCGACGCAUCUCCCCACGAAGAACGUGUGGUUAGAUUUAAUAGAUGAAGCUCAAAGUAAAAUAGAGAUAGCGUCUUUUUAUUGGACCCUUAGGUUUAACGAAGAGUAUCCUUAUAAUUCCUCUAUAGAGGGUGAACAAGUUUUCCAAGCGCUUUAUGCGGCCGGCGCGAAAAGAAACAUCAAGUUGAAGAUAGCUCAAAACUGGCCAACGAAAUCUAUGCCGAACAUAGAUACGGAAUAUUUAGUUAAGAAGAAGGCGGCUCAGGUUCGUAGUUUAAACUUCUCGAAGUUGCUUGGAAGCGGCGUCCUGCACACCAAGUUUUGGAUAGUGGACCGGACUCAUUUCUACAUCGGCAGUGCCAAUAUGGACUGGAGAUCGCUCACACAGGUCAAGGAGCUGGGUGUGGUCGCUUUCAACUGUUCGUGCUUGGCGACAGACCUGGGGAAGAUAUUCGAUGUGUACUGGAUGCUGGGCGAACCGAACGCAGUUAUCCCGGACACGUGGCCCUCAGAGUUGAACACCGACAUCAAUAUGAAGUACCCGAUCAACAUAUCCGAUUCGGUGCACAAUUACGGAGCCUAUAUCACCAGCUCCCCGCCCCCGUUCAGUCCGCUCGGUCGAACGGACGACAGCGACGCCAUCGUGUCUAUAAUACAAACGGCCGAACAGUUUGUCUACAUAUCAGUUAUGGAUUACAUACCGGCAACAAUAUACACGCCCAAACUAUUAUUCUGGCCGAAGAUCGACGACGCUAUCCGCAGAGCGGCACUCGAGAAUCGCGUAAAAGUUCGCAUGCUGAUUAGCUGGUGGAAGCACUCCUCGCCUGCGGAGGACCACUUCCUGCGCUCGCUGACGGCCUUGUCGCAGGCCUACCCGCGUCUCAAUUUACAAAUCAAACGUUUCGUGGUCCCGUCCACGCCCGAUCAGGACAAGAUACCGUACGCCCGCGUCAACCACAACAAGUACAUGGUCACCGAUACGUCCGCGUACAUCGGCACCUCCAACUGGGCCGGGGACUACUUCACGAACACGGCCGGCGUGGCCUUGGUGGUAACCGCCGACCGCGGCGACGGAGCCGGCAACCGCACCGCGCAGGACGUGCGUAAGGACCUCCAGGGGGUGUUCGAACGAGACUGGAACUCGCCAUACGCGGUACCCCUGAGGCGGUUAUAGCACGAGCCGGCUUAGUUCACAAUGCGCGAAUCAGCUUAUACAGCAAAUUGGGGGGAAUCGCGUCCCUUUCCAAAUCCAACACAAAUUUUCAAUGGUUUUUCUUAAGGUAAGGCAGCGGCUUGGCUCUGCCCCUGGCAUUGCUGAAGUCCAUGGG